Molecule: messenger RNA, 5468 nt
Organism: Otolemur garnettii (small-eared galago)
Lineage: Eukaryota; Metazoa; Chordata; Mammalia; Primates; Galagidae
Gene: NHSL3
Product: KIAA1522 ortholog
Exons: 7
Coding region: 105-3389 (1094 amino acids)
Biological process (GO): cell differentiation
Source: RefSeq, a predicted model, not a curated record
CGCCCAAACUUUUCUCCGGGCGAGUCUCCCGGCUGCGGCCGCCCCCAGGCAUGGGCGCCGCGCCGCAGGGGGCCUGACCCCGCGCCAGGUCCUCCCGCCGCGCCAUGGCGGCCCGCGCGCCCCCAGCCGCACCUGCGGCCGAGGAGCCGGGGGGCCCGGGCAGCCCCCCGCGCAAGAAGAAGUCUCGCUCGGGCCUCCGCCGCGCCUUCAGCUGGCUGCGGGUCAGGCGCCGCAAGAAGAAGGCGGCGGGGGCCGAGGGCGCCGAAUCGGCCGCCCCCCGGGCUAAGAAGGCGGACGACAAGGCCAAGAGGGCCAAGGGCAAAGGCCGAGGCUCUGCCAAGGCUGAGAGUGACAAACGUCAAAGCGUAGGACCUGGCCAGGGGCCAGGGUCUGUAGUGGAUGAGCACCAGGACAAUGUCUUCUUCCCCAGUGGGCGGCCGCCUCACCUGGAGGAGCUGCACACGCAGGCCCAGGAGGGGCUCCGCUCCCUACAGCACCAAGAAAAACAGAAACAGAACAAGGGUGGCUGGGACCAUGGAGACACGCAGAGCAUCCAGCUCUCCCGUACGGGGCCAGAUGAAGACAGCAUCUCCUUCUGCAGCCAGGCCACAUCGUACACAGCUGAGAGCUCCACAGCAGAGGACGCUCUCUCCAUCCGCUCAGAGAUGAUCCAACGCAAAGGCUCCACCUUCCGGCCCCAUGACUCAUUUCCCAAAUCAUCUGGAAAGUCGGGGCGACGGCGGAGGGAGCGGCGGAGCACCGUGUUGGGACUGCCUCAGCACGUGCAGAAAGAGCUUGGCCUGCGGAACGAGCGUGAGGCACCAGGUACUCCUCAGCCUCCUGGUCCUCGGGAUGCUGUGCGCAUCCCCACAGUGGAUGGCCACCCAGCAAGCCUGGCCUCAGGAAUAGGGGCCCGAGUGUCCCUGCAGGCACUGGAGGCAGAGGCAGAGGCUGGCACUGAGACAGAGGCUAUGCUGCAGCGCCACAUUGAUCGUGUCUACCGGGAUGACACGCUCGUUGGCCGGUCUACAGGGGCCCGGCCCCCACUACUGACCCGGCCUAUGUCCUUAGCAGUGCCUGGAUUAACAGGAGGGGCAGGGCCACCAGAGCCUCUGAGCCCAGCUAUGUCCAUCUCGCCCCAGGCCACAUAUUUGUCGAAGCUGAUUCCACAUGCUGUGCUGCCACCCACAGUGGACGUGGUGGCCCUGGGCCGCUGCAGCCUGCGCACACUGAGCCGCUGUAGCCUGCACUCGGCUAGCCCUGCCUCCGUUCGCUCGCUGGGGCGCUUCUCCUCGGCUUCCAGCCCACGGCCCCGCAGCCGCCACCCUUCCUCCUCCAGUGACACCUGGAGCCACUCUCAGUCCUCUGAAACCAUUGUGUCUGACGGUUCCACCCUCUCCUCUAAGGGUGGCUCUGAGGACCAGCCAGAAGGCUCUGUAGCAAGCAAUAAUGUGGCACCCCCUCCCCAGGGGGGCAGUGGGAGGGGGUCCCCCAGUGGGGGUAGCACUGCGGAGGCCUCAGACACUGUCAGCAUCCGGAGUAGUGGGCAGUUAUCUGGCCGGAGUGUGUCCCUCCGGAAAAUGAAGCGGCCUCCACCUCCUCCCCGCCGGACCUACUCCCUCCAUCAGCGGGGCUCUGUGGUACCUGAUGGGCCCUUAGGGUUGCCUCCCAAGCCUGAGCGCAAGCAGCCACAGCUUCCUCGGCCACCCACCACUGGUGGGUCAGAAGGGGUUGGGGUAGCACCCUGUCCACCCACCUCCGCAGGCAGCUGGGUGCCUGGCUUGUCUCCAAGUGGCUCCCGACGCCCCCCACGCUCCCCAGAACGGACGCUUUCACCUUCCAGUGGAUACUCGAGUCAAAGUGGCACCCCCACCCUCCCACCCAAGGGUCUGGCUGGUGCCCCUGCUUCCCCAGGAAAAGCCCAGCCCCCUAAGCCAGAGCGUGUCACUUCCCUCCGAUCUCCUGGGGCCUCUGUCUCCUCUUCUUUGACAUCUCUGUGUUCCUCCUCCUCUGACCCAGCCCCCUCAGACCGCUCUGCGCCACAGAUGUCAACCAUCCUGGGUGACAGGUUUGUCAUACCUCCUCACCCCAAGGUGCCUGCUCCCUUCUCCCCGCCUCCCUCCAAGCCCAAAAGCUCUAACCAAGCUGCCCCUGCUCCAGCUGCUCCUGCCAUAGUUCCUGGGCCUGUUUCCACCUCUGAUGGCAGUCCCAAAUGCCCUCCCCCUCCUCAGACAUCCUUGACCCCCGCCCAAGAGUCUCCUAUUGUCUCCAAAGACCAUUCACCUCCACCAUCUCCACCCCCAUCUUAUCAUCCACCCCCACCACCUACGAAGAAGCCAGAGGUGGUGGUGGUGGAGGCACUAUCUGCCCCUGAGACUGCUGAGGAGCCCCUCCAAGAUCCCAACUGGCCCCCACCCCCACCCCCUGCACCUGAGGAGCAGGACCUGUCCAUGCCCGACUUCCCCCCACCUGAGGAGGCCUUCUUCUCUGUGGCUGGCCCUGAGCCUGCAGGCCCCCCAGGCCCCCCAGACCCUGUCAGCUCCCUUACUGCUUCACCCUCCUCAGCUACUGCCUCUGUCCAGAGCCAGCCUCAUAGCCCCCCAGACCCCCCUCCAGCUCCCCCGGCCCCACCUCCUGCUAGUUCUGUUUCAGGGCCUCUGGCCAAGCUCCCUCGAAAGGAACCAGUGGGCAGCAGCAAGAGCGGGGUGCACAGGGAGGAUGCUGCGGGGGCCCCCCUGGUCACACCCUCGCUCCUGCAGAUGGUGCGGCUGCGCUCUGUGGGCACUCCCACAGGGACACCCACCCUAGCAUCAGGGCUGUCAGCACCCCAGAAGCCACUGCGAAGGGCCCUGUCGGGGCGGGCCAGCCCAGCGCCUGCCCUCUCCUCAGGGCUCCACGCUGCCGUCCGACUCAAGGCCUCCAGCCUGGCUGCAAGUGAGGGCCUUGCAAGUGCCCAGCCCAAUGGACCACCAGAGGCAGAGCCACGGUCUCCUCAGUCCCCUGCCUCUACGGCUAGUUUCAUCUUCUCCAAGGGCACUAAGAAGCUGCAGUUUGAGCGGCCUGUGUCCCCUGAGACCCAGGCUGACCUCCAGCGUAACCUAGUGGCUGAACUUCGGAGCAUCUCAGAGCAACGACCACCCCAAACCCCAAAGAAGUCACCUAAGGCUCCUCCACCUGUGGCCCGCAAACCUUCCGUGGGAGUCCCCCCACCCACGUCCCCUAGUUUUCCUUGGGCUGAGCCCCUUACUUCUCCUCCCACCAAUGGGCUCCCUCAUGUGGAGGACAGGACUAAGGGGGAGCUGGCAGAGAAUGGAGGUGUUGUGCAGCUGGUGGGCCCAGAGGAGAAGAUGGGCCUCACAGGCUCAGACCCACAGAAAGAGCUGGUCUGACUACUGGCACUGCUGACCCAUCCCAGGAAUCCAAUCUCUCAGGGACCUGAGCAGCUCCAAGGACGAGAGGAUAUGGCAGACACGAUCUACACAAUCUAAUAGAGAGGGCGCCUGCAGCCUUAACCUCCUCAGCCUUUGAAGUUUAUGCAAGCCUGGUGUUGCUCCUGUCCUGUCAUCAUCUCCUCUCAUGUCUUUCCUGAAUGGAUUCAUCUCCUGCUGCUUCAGUCUCAGCCUCUCCUUGACAGAGGUAGCCAUGGGAGUGGGUGGCUGCGCCCCCUGCUGGUCUGAGGCCACAGUGGGACGAAGAACACCUUGCUUUUCUUUUUUUUUUUCAUGUCCAAAUCAUGCACAUACUGUAGUACAGAGUUAAAGCACUUUUGCAAAGUGGCUGCAUGUCCAUCCUCUAGGGUCCAUGAAGCCACAUUCCAAGGGCCUGUUUACAUGGCAGCAGUAUCAGUCCCCAGUAGCCAGCCCAUAGCUUAGGACAUAUCUGUCCCCUCCUUCCCUAUUCAAGUUUGCUCCUUUUCUUAGUUCUUGGAGGUGAGGAAGUUGUAUUCCCACAGGCUCCCCCAAGCUGGGGGCAGGAGUGGGGCUGUGGAAUUCCAAAGCACAAAAGGUGCAGUGGGGGCCAGCCCUCCUGUGCCUCAACUCACCAGCCACCCUCCUGCCUUCCCGUUCUGCCAGGUGCUCCAUGCAGGGGAUAAGUAGGAGAUUGCCAGGGCCCAAAGGGGUGGGGGGAGGAAGAACCAGAGCGGAGGUCUGCAGGUCUCUGUGUCCACAGGAAGCAGAACAGAGUAGGGAGUCAUCUUGGGGGGCACUGGGCAAUGCCAAGCCUCUGCCUGUUUCAUUUGAUCAGGCAGGAGCCCAUGGACUGAGAAAGCACUGAGGUGGCACAGGGUGGGGGACAACUGGCAGGGGAGAACGAGCCUGGGCAGUAGGCCUGGCCUUGGCCCCAUGGACUUCAUUCUCUGAUCUUUCUCUACUUUUUCCGGUGCAUGUCCUUUCUAUAGCUGCCUUUUGGCACAAGUGGUUCCACUGGGGGGAGCUGACACUGAGUGACAAGGAUGGGAAGCCAAAGGUGCAUUUUACUCAACUCUUCCCUAGUCUAUGAGGCCCACCCACUGUUCCUAGAGUAGGCUGGGUGGUUGUCUCCUAGUGUCAGCUUCUGUUACUGCUGUCUUCUCUAGGAAUUUUAAUCUUUCUGUUUGCAGCCUGGGUCACCUGUCUAGGUAAGCUGGCUUCCCACAGGCCCCCGUGGUUCCAGAGGUGGCUUAGUGCCUCCCUCCACUGCAGAGUGGCUGCCGCGCAGGGCCACCCUUUCUUUCUUGAUCCUCUUUUUGCAACAGUGACUUGGGCUUGAGCCUGGCAAGGAACCUUGGUUUUUAGCUUCUCUAUCGCCAAGGAGAGAGGUCAGCAUGUCUCCUGGAAGAGCUGAGAACAUAGGGGAUGUGGGGUGAGGGCCCAGGUUCCUCUGGCCUCCUCCAGGGCUCCUUCAGCUUGUCACUACUGUCUUUUCCCUGCAGCUACAAACCAAUGUCUUUCCCUCGCCCUGUGGGUAAUGGAGAGGGGUUGCCGGGUGUUCACUGCACCUGCCCAGCAAGCUGGGGGGAGAGAAUCAUCAGUGAGCACUGCUCUGCUCAGAGCUUCUGGGCCACUUGCCCCCGGCAGCUGGGCCCCAGGACCUGGCAGCUGCUGGAUGUGAGAGGGAACCUGACUUCUCUUUUCUCCCCUCUCCUCCAAUGUUAGCGAGCUCAUUAUCCUCAGGAUCUUCUGAGCUUGUUUCCCCACUGGGUGGGAUUGAAUACAAAGGAGAAGGGAAGAUCUAGAAGAGGCAACCCUUCUUCAUCCUCUGGGAUAAUGAGCUUGACCUAGAGCAAAUGGAGAGACCAAAAGCCUCUGAUUUUUAAUUUCCAUAAAAAUGUUAGAGAGACAUAUAUAUAUAUAUUUCUUUAAAUUUUUGAGUCUUUGAUAUGUCUAUACAAGCAACCGCAUUCCCUCUGCCCUGAAGCCUGAGUGAGACACAUGAAGAAGCUCUGUGUUUCAUUAAAGGUGUUAAAAUAAUUAAAUGAUUGAAACCUG